Molecule: messenger RNA, 852 nt
Organism: Pseudogymnoascus destructans
Lineage: Eukaryota; Fungi; Ascomycota; Leotiomycetes; Thelebolales; Thelebolaceae
Exons: 5
Coding region: 1-852 (283 amino acids)
Source: RefSeq, a predicted model, not a curated record
AUGGCAAGAAAUGAUGAACUCCCCCUCAACUCCGAUGGCCAAACGACACCAGUGCAUGAUGAGCAAGGCCACAACUAUCGAGAAGACACUCCUCCUACCAGCAGCCGCCUCACUGGAGAUGAAGUCAACAACACUCUUUUUGUCACACCAGUGACAACUAGGCCAAUGCUGAGAGAGGCUGCCGAAGCAAAUACUGCCCUAUCGAAGAAACGCCACCAGAGCCACACUGAUGAUUCUAGCAAGAACCCUGGCACAACCUACCCUGGAUAUCAUAACCGCCAAUAUGGGAAUAGGAUCUCAGCCCGCGAAGCAGAGGACAAGUGGACUGAGAUAUCUGAACAAAUUGAUCGGGAAGCGCGCUUCCUUCUCCUCCUGCAUAUGAGGCAUGACCUUCUUGAUAUAAAAGAAGAUGUCCUGAAAAAGGUGCUCCCAGAGUAUCCAAUCGAGUCAACAGUAUACGGGAAUGUCCGUGUUGUCCUUAUGGAAAAGGUCAAACGUUACCGGUAUUCACUCAUCGAGGAUGUUAUACUUCACGUCAAGACUGCAAUGAAUGUAACAGAUGGAUCUGGUAUUCGUUACUGCACGACCUUAGAUGGCCUUGGAGAUAUGUUUCAAAGCUUUACGGAUUUCCUCCAACGCUUCCCCUUGAUUGCGGAUUGCGAUCAGCUCGACAAAGAUGAGUUCCACGAGACCUUUAAACGGCGUUCAAAUACAAAGGCGCCAAAACCUAUCUCGAAGAAACAUGCCCUUAUUCAAGGACAAGAAUAUAUCUUGAGUAGGGCUUCUCCGCCGCCGCCAAAGCGCCGCAAAGAAACUCUAGUCCCUGGGCGUAGUGCUCGGGUGAUAGAGUGA